AACCAAAACACCCUUCAAAAGAAAAAAAAAAAAAAACACUCAAAAUUCAAAACCAAUCACAAGUUGUAAUAAAAUAUAAUAGUAUGAUUAUUAUUCAUUGCUAGCCAAACCAAGCCAGCAAAGCAAACCCAUAUUUCAUUCAUUGAACAAGUUUGUGUCUUACACAUAGAAAAAACAAAAAACAAAAACAACCCAAAUUGUAUAAGACUAUAGUUUCUUUAAUAACUUAAAUAAUAAUUCAUUAUUUUAUUUUAUUUUUUAAGUUCCUUCAUCUAUCUUCUAUCUUUCUUCAAUGAAAAGUCAUCACCAUCAUCUUCUUCUUCAUGCUUCAUUUUCUUCUAAUAAUUCUUUCAUACCCUUAAGUUCUUCCAAUCAUCAAUUACCAAAAAAUAUGGCAAUAUCACCUCAAACAUUCCCAACUACUAAACCACCAUCAUCAGAAACGUCGUCGUUUAUUACCCCAAAUAUCACUAACUUUAACCUCCUCCAUUCUCUUUUACACCUCACAAACCAAAUAUGUUCCUUAAACGCAGCUCCAUGGUGUCGUUUCCUUUUAAACAAAAUUUCUUCUUCCACUAUACGUAAAACGCACCUUCUCGGUGUCGUUUUCGAUGACCUAAUUCGCAAUUCAGUUUCAUCUUCGAAUUCAACUCGUCAAAAUUCUUAUGUUCUUUGUCUUGAAGAAAUGUAUAUUGUGCUUCAUAGGGUUAAAACUCUGCUUGAAGAUUGUUCUAAUGGAAGCAAAUUUUCAAUUCUCAUGCAGAUUGAAACUGUUGCUGAUAAUUUCAACAAAUUAACAGGUGAAUUAUCAACUCUUCUUGAUGUUUUUCCAAUUCAAGAAAUGAACUUGAACGAUGAUGUAUUGGAGCUUGUUGUUCUGAUUAGAAAACAGUGUUCAGAAACGAAGAAUUUGUUAGGUGAAGAACAAAUUCAUCUCAGAAACGACGUUGUUUCUGUUCUUGAAGGAAUCAAGAGAGAAAUUGUUCCAAAAGAGGAGAAAUUAUCUUCAAUUUUUGAGAAAUUGGAGAUUCAAGAUUCUUCAAGUUGUAGAAAUGAGAUUGAAAAUCUUCAGGAAGAAAUUCAGAAUCGGAACGAAGAACAAUCAAAAUCGGAGAUUGUUGCGUUGAUCGGACUGGUUCGUUAUGCGAAGUGCGUUCUUUUUGGUGCUUCGACGCCGUCAUCGGGAAAUGAUGGCCGUCUACGGCGGAAUCAGUCGAUGGAGGUGGUGGUUCCGGCGGAUUACCGGUGUCCGAUAAGUCUUGAACUGAUGCGGGAGCCUGUCGUCGUGGCAACAGGACAGACGUACGAUCGUUGUUCUAUUAAGCUUUGGAUGGAUUCUGGACACAACACGUGUCCUAAAACAGGUCAAACCCUGGCCCACAUGGAGUUAAUACCUAACCAUGCUUUGAGAAAUAUGAUAGCUAUUUGGUGCAAAGAACAGAAAAUUCCGUUUGAAAGUGAAACGGUUGCCGUUAAAGUUAACGGUGGUGUUACAAAUAAGACAGCUUUGGAAGCAACAAGAAUGACGGCAGCGUUUUUAGUCAACAAGUUGACUUUGACUAACGGUUCUUUAGCGUCGAUGGAAGAGACAAAUGGUGUCGUUUAUGAGCUUCGGGUUUUGGCAAAAUCAGAUUCGGAGAGUCGAGCUUGUAUAGCUGAAGCUGGAGCUAUAGAGAUUUUAGUUCAGUUUUUAAGCUAUGAAGUUGGUUCGCAAAAUCCGAGUUUACAAGUUAAUGCAGUUACAACGAUAUUAAAUCUCUCGAUACUUGAAGCGAAUAAGACAAGGAUAAUGGAGACUGAAGGUGUUUUAAGCGGUGUUGCAGAGGUUUUAAGAUCGGGUGCGACGUGGGAGGCUAAAGCAAAUGCGGCGGCUACUGUGUUUAGUUUAACUGGAGUGGUUGCUUUUAGAAAGCGGUUAGGUAGGAAGACACGUAUCGUUAGUGGAUUGAUUGAGUUGGCGAAGAAUGGGCCUGAGGGUGCGAAGAGGGAUGCAUUGGCAGCCAUUUUGCAUCUAGCAGCGGAUAGGGAGACGGUGGCGAGGUUGGUAGAGAGUGGGGCGGUGGAGAUGACAGCAGGGAUUAUGGCGGUAAUGCCGGAGGAGGCAGUGACGAUACUUGAAGCGGUGGUUAAGCGUGGAGGAUUAGUUGCGGUUGCGGCGGCUUUUGUGGGGAUUAAAAAACUGGGGACGGUGUUAAGGGAGGGAUCAGAGAGGGCGAGGGAGAGCGCGGCCGCGACACUUGUGACAAUGUGUAGGAAAGGUGGAUCAGAGAUUGUGGCGGAGCUUGCGGCGAUUCAUGGUGUGGAAAGGGUGAUUUGGGAGUUAAUGGCGGUGGGGAGUGUGAGAGGGAGGAGGAAGGCGGCGACAUUGUUGAGGAUUUUACGUCGGUGGGCGGCGGGUUUAGAUGGUGGUGAAACGGAGGGAUUUACAUCAACAAACACUUUUGUUAGUACGUCAACUACCAUGGUUGUUCCAACUACAACUUCAUUAGCACAAUAACACAUGUUAAUUUGUAAAUUUCUCAUUUGUUGUUGUACCAUUGUUUUUUCUUAAUUCAUUGGUUUUGCCAUUCUGUAAAAUGUAAUCUAUGCAGCAAUGUUUUUUUCUUCAUUUAAUGAAAAAUAUAAUGACAUUCUUUCA
Molecule: messenger RNA, 2638 nt
Organism: Medicago truncatula (barrel medic)
Lineage: Eukaryota; Viridiplantae; Streptophyta; Magnoliopsida; Fabales; Fabaceae
Product: U-box domain-containing protein 16
Exons: 1
Coding region: 293-2497 (734 amino acids)
Biological process (GO): protein ubiquitination
Molecular function (GO): ubiquitin-protein transferase activity; protein binding
Source: RefSeq, a predicted model, not a curated record